AGUCAUACAUUUUUCAGCACACUACUACCACACUACUACUAGCAUCUCAGCCCUCCUCAGCCCGACAUGGACAUACUCACCCAAAUGACCACUUACACCGUGACAGGCGCAAUCAUGGGACAAUGGCUUCUUGGCAUGAGUACGAUGAUCACCGCCAUACUCCUCUUCCUCCUAUCCUAUGUCCGAGCAGCAUCAUCGCACAGUUCCGUCCGUAUCUUUGGCUGGCUUCCCCGGGAGUUGCUGGGACAAGCCGGCAUAGCGAUGGGCCUGACACUCUUUGACUAUCUAUACUUUAUCUUCCGCAAUAUGCGAUGCCUGGACGGAAUCGUCAAUAACGACCAAACGAAUGUAGCACUCGCAAUGUACUAUCUGGACGCGACGAACUGGAGGUUUAUCGGCUCGGUCGUGACCUGGGAAUGGAAGACGGCAUUUGCGGAUUGUGUGAUGCUUUUCCGGGCGGUCAAGUUAUUCCGGAACAAUGAUCGUCUUGGAGGACAGCAUGGGUACUUUGGCGUGCUGGCAUUAUUGCUGCUGCUGUACUUGGGUACCAUCGCGGCCGGCAUCGUCACCUGGGUCGGUUUGUUCCGUCCCGCAGCUGCAACAUUCGACGACCUCCUGGAGCACAGCGCCACGUUCUUCAUGUCCAUUCACUGCGGUUACAAUGUCCUAGUAACCCUGCUCAUCUCCUUCGUCUAUUGGCGCGCCAUGAGUCACCAGUUCAAGAUGAUGACCGUGGCCCAGAUCGCCCUCAGGUCGUUCUCCGCCGGGAACAUGCUAUACACUAUCGUCAUCACCGUCCUGGUGGUUCUGUAUCAGAAACAACUGCUCUUUGUCUAUUUCUGGUAUGACAUCACCCAGCCGCUGAUGACAAUGUCCUUCACCGUGCCGAUGCUUCUCACCGCUUUUGUCCGCAUCCUGCCGAUAGCAAGCUCGAUGAAGUCCACUAAUAUGAACGCAGUACGCCCUGCUGCGGCAGGAAUAUCUGUCUCGAUGCGACGAGAACACAACUUGGAAGAAAGUCUAGGGACAGAUGGAAGCUCAAGCCUGCCUAUGAGUUCUAUUCUCACGGUUCAGGAUCAGGCGAAGGAAAAGGCGUUGGAAUCGCAGGAUGAUUUGAAGACCAUUGACUGAAUGGCUGCUCUUGCGACGUCAUGUGUGUUAGGGCUUGUGACGAAGGGGAUAAGAGUAAUCGCGGACUCGUGCAGGGCUGGAUGUAUCACGCAUGAGCAGACACGCAAAACUUUGUGGUGCCCUUGAUCGCCGUCACUUUUCUAUCGUGGAUUGAACUAUAUAUCAAUAGUGUAUUUU
Molecule: messenger RNA, 1308 nt
Organism: Dacryopinax primogenitus
Lineage: Eukaryota; Fungi; Basidiomycota; Dacrymycetes; Dacrymycetales; Dacrymycetaceae
Exons: 5
Source: RefSeq, a predicted model, not a curated record